UACCUAGGCCCCGCCCCAUGAGCUGGGCACGGGCAGUGGGGCGCCCGGGAGAGAACCCAGCUUGCUUGGGGUUUGGGGGAGGCGGUGGUGGCUCUGUAGAAGGAAGAAGAGUGGGGCGGGAGGAAGCAGCGGUGGCGAUCCGGUCAGGGUGAUGGUGCAGGUGCUAAGGGCCGGCGCGGAGCUGCCGCGCUGAGGGGCGACGGGUCCGGAGUCCGCAGCGCCGCCGCGUCGCUCCCGAGGACGGGCGAGCGGGCGGGAAGAUGCUGAGCAGGUUGAUGAGCGGCAGCAGCAGGAGUCUGGAGCGCGAGUACAGCUGCACCGUGCGGCUGCUGGACGACAGCGAGUACACCUGCACCAUCCAGGUCAGCGCCGCGCCGCCCGCCCGCCCGCCCGCCGGCUCGCGGGAUCCGGCUCCCCAGACUCGGCCAAGUUGGCGGGGUCCGCCGCCCGGGGUCGCUCCAGCUCUAACCCCGGCGCGGCGCUUUGUCCGCCCCGCAGCCGCACCGCCCGGCGCGCGGCAUCCCAGCCCGAGCUCAGCCGGGCACUGGUACCACGCGCCGCGCGCCCCUGCGGGAGAGAUGCCAAAGGCCAGUACCUGUUUGACCUCCUUUGCCACCACCUGAACCUACUUGAGAAAGACUACUUUGGGAUUCGUUUUGUGGACCCAGAUAAGCAGCGGCAUUGGUUGGAGUUUACAAAGUCAGUGGUGAAGCAGCUGAGAUCCCAGCCUCCGUUCACCAUGUGCUUCCGCGUGAAGUUUUACCCUGCCGACCCCGCUGCCCUGAAAGAGGAAAUAACCAGGUACUUAGUCUUCCUUCAGAUCAAAAGGGAUCUCUACCACGGCCGUCUUCUCUGUAAAACAUCGGAUGCCGCCUUGUUAGCGGCCUAUAUCCUUCAAGCGGAGAUUGGGGAUUAUGACCCGGGAAAGCACCCUGAAGGCUACAGCUCCAAGUUCCAAUUUUUCCCGAAACAUUCAGAGAAACUGGAAAAGAAAAUUGCUGAGAUUCACAAGACCGAACUCAGUGGUCAAACACCAGCAACAUCAGAGCUGAAUUUCUUAAGAAAGGCCCAGACGUUAGAGACCUACGGAGUGGACCCUCACCCAUGUAAGGAUGUGUCGGGAAAUGCUGCGUUUCUGGCCUUCACUCCUUUCGGGUUUGUUGUUCUUCAAGGAAACAAGAGGGUCCACUUCAUUAAAUGUAUCCUGUUUGCCUCUUUUACUGCAGCCAUUCACUGGGCUGGUGGCUUCAAGGAUUUUUCUACAAUAACCCCUAAGCCCCUUUCCUGGAAUGAGGUGACCAAGCUGAAAUUUGAAGGAAAGACUUUCUAUUUAUAUGUAAGUCAGAAAGAGGAAAAAAAGAUUAUUCUCACAUAUUUUGCCCCAACUCCAGAAGCCUGCAAGCACCUCUGGAAAUGUGGAAUUGAGAACCAAGCCUUCUACAAGCUGGAAAAGUCAAGCCAAGUCCGCACAGUGUCCAGCAGCAAUUUGUUCUUUAAGGGGAGCCGGUUCCGAUACAGUGGCCGGGUCGCAAAGGAAGUAAUGGAGUCCAGUGCCAAGAUCAAACGGGAGCCGCCAGAAAUACACAGAGCAGGGAUGGUCCCUAGCCGCAGCUGUCCUUCUAUAACCCAUGGCCCACGACUGAGCAGCGUCCCCAGGACACGAAGAAGAGCUGUGCACAUCUCUAUCAUGGAAGGCCUUGAGUCGCUACGAGACAGUGCCCAUUCCACCCCAGUGCGGUCCUCUUCCCAUGGGGACACCUUCCUGCCUCACGUGAGAAGCAGCCGGGCAGACAGCAAUGAACGUGUCGCUGUGAUAGCGGAUGAGGCCUACAGCCCCGCAGACAGUGUGCUGCCCACCCCUGUAGCCGAGCACAGCCUGGAGCUGAUGCUGCUCUCCCGGCAGAUCAACGGGGCCACGUGCAGCAUUGAGGAGGAGAAGGAGUCGGAGGCCAGCACCCCGACUGCGACAGAGGCGGAGGCCCUGGGAGGAGAGCUGAGGGCCCUGUGUCAGGGGCACGGCGGGUCAGAGCAAGAACAGGUGAAUAAGUUUGUUUUAAGUGUUCUCCGUUUGCUCCUUGUGACCAUGGGACUCCUCUUUGUUUUGCUCCUCCUCCUGAUCAUCCUUACUGAGUCUGACCUUGACGUUGCUUUUUUCCGAGAUAUCCGCCAGACCCCCGAGUUUGAACAAUUCCACUAUCAAUACUUUUGUCCCCUCAGGCGAUGGUUUGCCUGCAAAAUCCGCUCAGUGGUGAGCCUGCUCAUUGACACCUGAGAAGGCAUGACUCCUCCCAAUAACUAGCCGGGUGGACCAAGGAACCCGGCUACCCAUUCCCAGCAAUGGGACCCAUCGCGGAACCAUCGGCACACACACCAAGUCCUCUCAUGACUCAAAGUCCACUGAGCCUAGCAGGGUUCUUUCCCAGCAGAAGAAAGGGAUAUAGGCUAAUGCUCUGUAAACCGGGAACAUUCAGUUUCUUCAGAGGCUCUUCCGAGAAAGGCUCAGCAACUCAAAUGUUUCUCAUCCUUCAAUAUGCAGAAUAAUUUGGGGGUUUGAACUUUUAGUUUUUCAUAGAUGUGUAUUAUUUUGAAAGUAUCCAAAUAAAAGUCACUUAUUUUACUAGACUGAUGAUUGCAGUAGUGUCACCCAGUAGAUGGGACACUAGCUGAAGACUCAGACUGUUGUCCUCUGUACCCUGCAAUUUUCUCACUGGUGCCAGUGGGUUCCGGGAGACCCAGCAGGGCAGGCCGGGGCUGUGGGCAGGCAGGAAUGGCUUCCUCGCCAGACAGGAAGGUUUCACAAAGUAAACGGCGUAGAAUGAUUAAAUAGAAAGUUGCUUCUUACGAUAGUCUGAGUUGGAUUUUCUUUCCCUUUUGUUUGUUUUUGUUUUUUCAAAUCUGAGCAGAGAGUGCAUCUGAAGGGACCACAGCUACAGCAGCAGCAGUGGAAGGGGUGGGGUAAGUCUGUCCCCUUAGACUAGAGCCUAGUGAACACCUGAGUUGUAUUUAAUGUUUUGCUUUUCUUUCUGAAGAACCUCAAGACUUUUAGUGCUUCUGGGGUGUCAAAGUGGUGCCAGAGUGUGCGGUCAGAGAUGUCCCACAGCACAGUUACCAGAGACCUGUGCUGAGUCACACGAGAGCCUGCAGAGCCGCAGGGAGCUGUGCUUGUCUUGUUACAGUAUGCCCCUCCCCCCAAAAAAGACUAUUUCAAGCUCUAUUUUAACAGCAAAAUGUUAUUUUCCUAUCUAUUCCUAUUUUGUUUUCACUUUAUGAAUCAAAAGAUGCAAGAGAGAGACAGAUCUGAGGAAGGCAUCGAGAAGGAGCAGCGGCCUUGGAAGGGACCAGGAAGCACUAAGCAGGACCUCUAAGCAAUGCCUACAGGUGACAGAAUUUGACCAUGGCAGAGACCAGCACUUACUAUAGGAAUGCCACCCUUAGGGUCAACCCCUGCUCCUGGAAACAAGGUCUAAGAGCACUUAGUGUCGUCCCUCACAGCAGCAUACGUGUACACACACACACACACACACACACACACACACACACACGCACGAGCUGCAGUCCCUAAGCCUCUACACUUCUUACCACCAAUAACACACAAGAGCAUGUUUUCAUCUCAGGGAGACCGCAAGUCAUCUGAGGCCCAAGGACUCACGUAAAGGACAGUCAAAGGGCACACUCCUGGGACCAGAAAACAGUGGAGCGGAGCAGCCCCAACAGAUUGGGCGGUAGAAUAUUUGAGCUUCCCUUAUUUGUUGCCUGGGGUAGAACCAUGUCCACAUUCAGAAUAUGACAGCCAUUAAAAGCAACAACAACACCCAAAAACAAACAAAUGGGGUUUUGAAGAUGCUGGGAGGGCAUUUACAUAAUUUUAAAGAAAGAUGACAUCCUUAUCUAGACCAGAGGUCAACAAACCUCUUUUAAUAAAAUUUUGAUUUUGUGGACCAUGCUCUGCCACCCUAGCACGCCUCUGAUAAUGCAUGCAUAGAAGAACAUGGCUUGCUCUGAGAAAAUUUUAUAAAAACAUAGGGCUGAGGAUGUGUAGCUCAGAGGGUAAAGUAUUUUUCUAACAUGUAUAAGGCCCUGGAUUUGACUUCAAACAAUACACAAAACCAGGUGUGGUAGCAUAUACCCGUGGUCCCAGCAUUCAGCAGGGAGACGGGAAGAUCAGAAGUUCAAGGCAAUCCUCAGUCAGUGAGUUAAUCCCAGUCUGGGAUACAUGAGGUGUCUCAGACCACCGGCUUCCCACUCCCUAAAAACAAACCUAAAUCUGCAAUAUGCUGAGAGACUGGUCCCCAGCAGUACGAUGCAAACCCUGGUCUACACAGGGCCAGCUUCCAUUGCUGUUUUGUGUAAGCUACCCAGAACCAUUUCCCAAUGGGCAGGGUGCUCCAACAACCAACCAGCAGUGAUGUGUGUCAUCUGAUACCAAGAUCAAGAAGUACUGCCACUGUGAACAGCGGUGACACUAUGAACGGGUCCAGGCCUAUCUGAUCAUUUCCGUACCAGCAACAAUUUGUGUGAGAUCUAAAACAUAUACCACAUGACAAGACAAACUGAGGGGAUCCUAGUAAAGACCAGAGGUUACUUAAAAGCAAUGAGCCACUGCUGCUUGUCAACUGCAUAACCAAGGUGUGUACUCAGCACAGGACUGACAGCAAAGGCUACUGGGAAACAGGGCUGUGUGAACUGGGAUUUCUAUUCUUAUGCAACAUAGCAGAUUGCCUUCUAGAGUGGUGCUCCUACCUCAGUCUGUAGAACACAGUGUCUAUGCAGUGAGUGGUAGUCUCGCCUCUGACCUUUCAUAGCCUCGAGAGAGGCAGCCUGCCAUUGCCUGGUGUGUUUCUUGUGUCUAGAGUCCUAACAGUGCUGCGAUCCGUGCCAUUUCCAACAUCUGACCCAGAAUCUUCAGGUCAUUUUCUCCCUCAAGGCUUAGCCCAGAAAAUAAGGACAGAAAAGGCUCCCUUCGAUUCGGUUUCCAAAUAGUUUUCAAUAGUUCAGUAACAAACCCCCUUUACUGGUGACUAGUGUUUUUCAUCAUUUCCCCAUCAUUACAAAAGUUUCUGUUUUCGUCUGGUUUUGCCGUAUUCUGUGUCUCUUCUUUCCUCUCAGAAUUAUUGAUCUCACUGUAGAAAAGCAGAUCUGCCUAGCAUUAUUGAUCAGAGGAAAUACUUACUGAAUAGUGGACUGCAUCUUUAAGCAGUAGAGGAUAAACUACCUACAAAUGUGAAUUUCUUAGUUUCACUUAAAAGUAUACACCUGUUAACCUUUCGUGUGCCAAAUCUAAGUUACGUUUUCCUUCAAAGCAAUGUACUCUUUUCUACAUAUGUAGUAUGUAGUUAGCAUAAAAUCAUUGGUGCCAUGAAGAUUAUUUUUAAAUCCAAUAAAUAUUUAAAUACCGUAA
This is a messenger RNA of Mus musculus (house mouse), 5398 nucleotides long. RefSeq names its product FERM domain containing 5 (gene Frmd5). The transcript has 15 exons. Bases 740 to 2272 code for a protein of 510 amino acids. Gene Ontology annotation, cellular component: adherens junction. Gene Ontology annotation, molecular function: cytoskeletal protein binding. Lineage: Eukaryota; Metazoa; Chordata; Mammalia; Rodentia; Muridae. The record is from RefSeq and is a predicted model, not a curated record.